Molecule: messenger RNA, 5180 nt
Organism: Electrophorus electricus (electric eel)
Lineage: Eukaryota; Metazoa; Chordata; Actinopteri; Gymnotiformes; Gymnotidae
Gene: map3k10
Product: mitogen-activated protein kinase kinase kinase 10
Biological process (GO): positive regulation of apoptotic process; protein phosphorylation
Molecular function (GO): JUN kinase kinase kinase activity; ATP binding; protein binding
Source: RefSeq, a predicted model, not a curated record
UACAAAGUCAGCUUUUGGAGAUGACAGUUCGAUCCAUGGAGACGGAAUAGAGAGUCCUUGACAGAAAGAGAAGGACAAAAAAAGGUUUUGCUUGUCAUGGGCAACAGGCCAACCAGUGGACUCACUUGGAAACCAGGCUGCAGCGAUACUUUCUGAGAGGAAUUUGGCUGUUUGUUCCGCGAAUGGAAAUAUCCAGACGUAACCUUACGCCCAUGCGACGAGAUACAAGGCUGUUGUGAUGUACAGUAAGCGAUCCAAGCAACCAGAAGCAUGAAUAUUUAAACAGGAAUAGUCUCUUGGUCAUUUUGACAUAAGGACCGAGCUGCAUGGAUGCACCGCUGGUUACAAAUAUAUGGUGCUGAGAAGAGAAGGUCAUUAAUUAGUAUCAUUAGUGAUAUUUAUAUUAUUGUUAUUAUUACUGUGGAUACGUCUACUCUACUGAAAGAUUCUUCCAGGAAGGAUUUAAUCGUCUAUUUUCUCUCACACAGUGACCUUACACAAACCACCCAAAGCGUUGUCAUUUCUUUUAUAAAGACAUUAUUUGUAGCCCCAGUCGGAGGCUACGCUUGAACAUGUCCAAACCACAUAGAAGUGGACUGUCGUUCUGAUCAGGAUACGCGACCUACUCUAUAAAAUUAAAAACGACGCACAGCUACAUGGUGACAAUAAGGAUAUAUACACCACGACAGUUAUGGAACCACGAAAGGACGACGGAAUGAUCCCCGUGGCUACGCGUAUGUGUAUUUUACUUUACAUGCUUUUAUGACUCGACUAUGGACCUGUAGCCUGUUUAGACCCAUCGUCAAGGUAAACACGUUUAUUCAUCGAGAGGUUAAAUACGCGAUUAGUUUGGUCGAAGAUAUGCGACAUCCCCACCGUAUAUGACUGGCGCUCUGUAUCGAGUAAACCGGCUGCCUGCUCUCCGUUUUAAUUCUUAUUUGAAAAUGGACGUGCACCUUCCUUAUCUGUCUCACCGACCUUAAAAAGGCACACACCACUGACUGCCUGCGGGAUGGAAACAUGGAAACAGGGCAAUAAUUAAUGUCCGUCAUACGGAAACGGGGUAUUUCAUUUUGAAGCCUUACUUGCCCAGGCAGUUAUUGCGAGGAGGCCCGUUAGCAACCCACGUAGACUCCAUUGUAUUUAUCAUCAUAUUUUAGCUAUAGGAAAAAAAACGGAUGUCUUGGUCUAUGACAAGUAUACAUAUAUGAAUAAUGACCAAUGUUGUAUCGCGUUUGGAAUUUAUUUCAAAUAACAGUCUUAUCGGGUAUUAAAUAUAAAUGUAUUGUGAGGAAAUCAUAUGAUCUACGAAAACAUGAAAGUCGUCAAGACCUCCGUUACAUCUAUCAGAGGGGCUAGAAGAGACGCAAAAACCAGAAGUCUGGCCAAAUCCCCUGCAGGGUCUGUGACGGCAGUCUGAUUGCACUGGAGAGCUGAGAAACCCCUUGAACCCAUGUGGCGUUUAAUAAACAGCCAAUCUCUUAACGUCUUGUUGACCAUUUGGCAUUUUUAGAAGCAAUCCGAGAGAUAAAAACACUUGAUUUCAUAUUAACUAGCUAUUCACAAUGAACUCUUCUAGUCUUCUUACUGAGUUUUUAAAUGAAAAUCAGAAAAGAGGUCUGAGCAUAUAUGCUUUAAUUUCCAGAUACCUGCAUGAAAGUGCCUUUAUAAAUGCUAAUAUAUAGAGAAUGCACCAGUGAUCAAACUGCCACCACACUGAUAAAACCAGUGCCUGGGCAGACCAGCUGCAGCUCUGUUUACCGAUUUCUCCCUCCUCCUAAAAAUAAGGUCUGAAUAAGGUUGAUGUGUUCUGCAUGGAUUUUGUGCAUGAGUUGACAGAGGGUUUCCCCCAGCUAUUGAGACCGCACCGCUGACCUGCGGCACUCAGCCAUGGACCCAUACUCAAGACUGAGCGGCAUGGGCGGAGGGGGGUGCGCAGGGGCUGCCCCGCUCUCCUGCGCCAGCUGUGGGGGCUCUGGUGGGCCAUCUCCCCCCACCAUCCUCCUGCCGAACGCCGGCCACACCCACUGUCUCGCGCUGGCCGAGAACGGCGGCAGCUGGAACUCUUCUACGCUUUCCUCCUCGGCCAGUUCGCCCGACUCACACCUGCAGCCGCACUGCGGUGCCUCCAGCCCCUACUGGACGGCUGUGUUUGACUACGAGGCUGCAGCGGACGAGGAGCUGACCCUGCGGCGCGGCGACCUGCUGGAGGUGCUCUCCAAGGACUCCAAGGUGUCCGGGGACGAGGGCUGGUGGACCGGCAAGAUCCAGGACAAGGUGGGCAUCUUCCCCAGCAACUACGUGACGCGGCGGGACACCACGCUGCCCCCGGACGGCUUGCUCGUGGGCGGCGAGAGCCCUUUGGAGAUCGACUUCGUCGAGCUGUGCUUGGAAGAGGUGAUCGGCGCGGGAGGCUUCGGAAAAGUCUACAGGGGCGUGUGGAGGGGCGAGGAGGUGGCGGUGAAGGCGGCCCGGCAGGACCCGGAUGAGGACAUCAGCGCCACAGCGGAGAGCGUGAGGCAGGAGGCCCGCCUCUUCUGGAUGCUCCGGCACCCCAACAUCAUCUCCCUGCGCGGCGUCUGCCUGAAGGAGCCCAACCUUUGCCUGGUGAUGGAGUACGCCCGGGGCGGGGCGCUCAACCGGGCACUGGCGGGGAAGAAGGUCCCACCCCGGGUGCUGGUGAACUGGGCCGUGCAGAUCGCCACUGGGAUGGACUACCUGCACAACCAGACCUUCGUGCCGGUUAUCCACAGGGAUCUGAAGUCCAGUAACAUUCUGAUUCUGGAGCCCGUGGAGAGGGACAACCUAAGCGGCAAGACGCUGAAGAUCACGGACUUCGGGCUGGCACGCGAGUGGCACCGCACCACGAAGAUGAGCGCGGCGGGCACCUACGCCUGGAUGGCUCCGGAGGUCAUUAAGCUGUCCCUCUUCUCCAAGAGCAGCGAUGUCUGGAGUUUCGGCGUGCUGCUGUGGGAGCUGCUGACCGGCGAGGUGCCGUACCGGGAGAUCGACGCGCUGGCCGUGGCCUAUGGGGUGGCCAUGAACAAGCUGACCCUCCCCGUCCCGUCAACCUGCCCCGAGGCCUUCGCCCAGCUGCUGGGGGAGUGCUGGAGCCCCAACCCGCACAGCCGCCCCUCCUUCGGCUGCAUUCUGAAGAGGCUGCUGGCCAUCGAGCAGUCCUCCCUCUUCCAGAUGCCCCUCGAGUCCUUCCACUCGCUGCAGGAGGACUGGAGGCUGGAGAUCCAGCAGAUGUUUGACGAGCUGAGGGCCAAGGAGAAGGAGCUGCGUUCUUGGGAGGAGGCCCUGGCUCGGGCUGCAGAGGAGCAGAGGGAGCAGGAGGAGGUGCUGAGGAGGCGGGAGCAGGAGCUGGCGGAGCGGGAGAUCGACAUCGUGGAGAGGGAACUGAACAUCAUCAUCCAUCAGAUGUACCAGGAGAAACCGCGCGUCAAAAAGCGCAAGGGCCACUUCAAAAAGAGCCGCCUGCUGAAGCUGGGCCGCGACGGCAACUGCAUCAGCCUGCCCUCUGAUUUUGAGCAUAAGAUCACGGUGCAGGCCUCUCCCAGUGUGGAUAAGAGGAAAACUCAGGGCAGCGAGAGCACCACUCCUCCGGCCAGCCCCGGGGUCAUCCCCCGCCUCCGAGCUAUCCGCUUAACCCCCAGUAACGGGAGGAACACGUGGGGGCGCACGGCCACGUACAAGAAGGAGGAGCUGGCAGGAACCAAAAAGAAGGUGCGCACCUGGGGUCCCAGCUCCACCCACCAGAGAGAGCGGGCCGGCGGAGAGGACAGGUUAAAAUCCCUCGGGGAAGGGAAGGUGUGGUCCUCCAGUGCCCCUAACCUGGGCAAAUCACCCAAACAUGCACCUAUAACGGGAGGCUUCUCCAGUCUCAACGAGAUGGAGGAGCACUGCGAAUUCGAGGAGCACCUGGCACCGGAGAGCAGCAACAGUAACGGCGCCACGUCGGAGGAGGGGGGCCACGCCUGGGCCGGGGUGGGGUCGGGCGUGGGCUCCCAGGACUGCGCGCGGCGCUGCGGUCAGAGGAAGAAGAGCGACCUGCUCCUGCUGGGCUGCGCCUCCAUCCUGGCCUCCGUGGGCCUCGGUGCUGACCUCUUCCAGCUGGGAAGGCUGCAGGUGAGCCAGGAUGAGCAGGAGGCGCGGGAGGAGCAGCGGAGGAAGAAGGAGGGCCUGUUCCAGCGCACGGGUCGCUUCCGCCGUAGCACGUCGCCGCCCAGCCGCACGCUGUCCCUGUCCCUCUCGCACGGCCGUCGCCACGACUCCGCCCUGCCCUGCCUUGACCCCUCUCCCUCCGUUACGCUCCUCUCUCUCUCCUCCCUCUCUGACUGCAACUCCACCAAGUCCCUGCUGCCCUGCGACCCGGACGAGCCGCCCCGCACCCCUCCCGCCCCCCUCCGUCAACCCUCACCCGCGCCCUCCCACAACCCCCUCCUGGACCUGCGGGCGGAGAGCUUCAAACGGGAGCCCAACCAGUCGCUCACCCCCACCCACGUCUCCGCUGCCAUGGCCGUGAAUCGCGGGCACCGCCGCACGCCCUCCGACGGGGCCAUCCGACCCCGGGCACAGACGGUAGUCGCGCACCGUCGCUCACCGUCAGAUGGCAGUAUGCCCAUCCCCCCUCCAUCUGCCCCCCAUGUCUCCACACAUACAGGUUCUCGUGACACUCUCGAGAUCCCCCGUCUGCCCGACCCGGCGAGCAUCUACCCCGUGGUGCCCCGGCGCAAAGCGCCCCCUCCCCCUGCCCUGCCUGUCGGGACGGACGACCAAGGCUGCGCCGCCCUCGAGCGGCCCAAGACCCUGGAGUUCGCCCCUCGACCUCGCCCGACCCCGGCCCGGGCGCGGCCGGACCCCUGGAAGCUGUCAUCACUGUCUCGGACCAUCAGCUCGUCGCCGGGCAGCAGCUGUGACAGCCCACUGGGCUCCGGAGACAGCAGCGUGUGCGCAGGGGCUGGCGCUGCAUGCCAGACCUUGCUGGACAUGGACAUGGAGGGCCAGAGCCAGGACAGCACGGUGCCCCUGUGCGGGGAACAAGCCCCGCCCACGCUGUCCGGACAGCACUUCGUAUAGAGACGCGGCGAGCCGGUUACGGCCCCGCCUGCAUCACAUGGCCACUGUUGUGUUGAGCCAUAGAUGUUUCUAGACCACUUUUUGACCAGAAACCAGAG